This is a messenger RNA of Anopheles maculipalpis, 2044 nucleotides long. It is a transcript of the gene Men-b, whose product is annotated as NADP-dependent malic enzyme. Gene Ontology annotation, biological process: pyruvate metabolic process; malate metabolic process. The transcript is spliced from 4 exons. The record is from RefSeq and is a predicted model, not a curated record. Gene Ontology annotation, molecular function: NAD binding; malate dehydrogenase (decarboxylating) (NAD+) activity; malate dehydrogenase (decarboxylating) (NADP+) activity. Bases 33 to 1913 code for a protein of 626 amino acids. Gene Ontology annotation, cellular component: mitochondrion. Lineage: Eukaryota; Metazoa; Arthropoda; Insecta; Diptera; Culicidae.
UGCUCGCUGCGUACAACACAAAAGGACGAAAAAUGCAGGCUCGAAGCGUUAUCCUGAACGCGAAACAGACUGUCGAUGCAUUGCGGACGCUGGUCGUAACUGCAUCGCCGAAGAAAUCGAUCACCAAGGCGGCAACGUCGGCCUCCGUGCAAGCGAUCCAGACGCGCGAUUACCAUGAGGUGACGGGCGACAUUAUCGUACCGUCGAUGGUGCAGGGUAUCGAUCAUCUGCGCGAUCCGCGUCUUAACAAGGGUCUUGCCUUUACGCUGGAAGAGCGUCAAAUUCUGGGCAUUCACGGGCUGCAGCCGGCCCGGUUUAAGUCGCAGGAGGAACAGCUGGAACUGUGCCGCAUUUCGAUCUCGCGCUACCAGGAAGACCUCAACAAGUACCUGUAUCUGGUUGAUCUGCAGGACCGUAAUGAGCGGUUAUUCUUCCGGCUAAUCUCGGAAGACGUGGAAAAGAUGAUGCCGAUCGUGUACACGCCCACGGUUGGGUUGGCGUGUCAAAAGUUUGGCUUAAUCUAUCGCCGACCACGUGGUCUGUUUGUGACGAUUAACGAUCGGGGCCACGUGUUCGAUGUGCUAAGAAACUGGCCGGAACCGGACGUGCGUGCUAUUGUCGUUACCGAUGGGGAGCGUAUUCUUGGGUUGGGUGAUUUGGGUGCUUGCGGUAUGGGUAUUCCAGUCGGAAAGCUAGCACUGUACACGGCCCUGGCCGGUAUUCCACCGCACCAAUGUUUGCCGAUCGUGAUCGACGUUGGUACGAAUAACAAGGAUCUGCUGGAGGAUCCGCUGUACAUUGGGCUGCGGCACAAGCGCGUACAGGGCAAGGAGUACGAUGAUUUUAUCGACGAGUUUAUGCAGGCGGUCGUGAAACGUUACGGCCAGAACACGCUCAUCCAGUUCGAGGACUUUGGCAACCAUAAUGCGUUCCGUUUUCUGGACAAGUACCGCAACACGUACUGUACGUUCAAUGACGACAUUCAGGGUACGGCAUCGGUUGCCGUCGCUGGUCUGCUCGCGUCAAAGCGUAUCACGAACAAGCGCAUCUCAGACAACACGUUCCUGUUUCUUGGUGCGGGUGAAGCUGCGGUCGGUAUUGCGGAUCUGGUGGUGAAGGCGAUGCAGGCGGAAGGCGUUGGUUUGCAGGAGGCUCGGGAUAAGAUCUGGAUGUUCGACAUUGAUGGGCUGCUCGCGAAGGGACGCCCGGAGGGUCGACUCGGUGGACACAAAGCGUACUACGCCAAAGAGCACGGUGUGAUGAAGAACUUUGCCGACGUGGUGAAAGAGGUGAAGCCGUCGGUGUUGAUCGGUGCGUCGGCUGCGGGCGGUGCGUUUACGCCGGAAAUUCUGCAAGCCAUGGGUCAGUUUAAUGAGCGUCCGAUCAUUUUCGCACUGUCCAAUCCGACCUCGAAGGCAGAAUGUACCGCACAGGCGGCAUAUGAUAAUACCGAGGGCCGCUGUAUCUUUGCCUCCGGAUCUCCGUUCGCUCCGGUAAAGUAUGGCGGAAAGACAUACGUUACUGGCCAGGGCAACAAUGCGUACAUCUUCCCGGGUGUGGCAUUGGGUGUCAUCGUUACCGGUACGCAUCACAUCCCGGAGGACAUGUUCCUCAUCGCUGCACAGGUCGUCGCGGAUCACGUGUGCGAUGCGGAUCUGGAGAAGGGUUCACUCUACCCGCCGCUUAGUGCCAUUAAGGAAUGCUCGAUGGAUAUUGCAGUUGGCGUUACAAACUACGCAUAUCAGAAGGGUCUCGCCUCCACCUACCCAGAGCCGGAGGAUAAGAAGGCGUACAUUGAAUCGCACCUGUACAACUACAAUUACCAAAGCGCCAUGCCGGUCACAUGGCCGUGGCCGAAGCAGGAGGAACCGGCGAAAACUCGGGAAAUUAAGCCAACCAAACUGCAGGCAUAAGCAGCUGUCCGGAACCAAGCGCAUUGGGGAGUUUUAUUUCCAUCUGCAUCAGUUUCCACCAGUAUUUAUGUUGUCAAACGUUUAUUAGGUCAUUUAUUUAUUUUAACCACCUGAUGGUCUGUUUGGAGAUG